AUAGAGAAUCUCUAAAAAUUUUGCUUUUUUUUUUCCCUUUCCCUGUCUUUCUGGGAUUUGUUGUUGUUUUUUGUAUUGCUAACAUAUUAGUAAGUGUCUUGAAGAAGUUUUAGGUUCCUACUUUUUAGAAACUGUAUUUUGCUUAAUUUGGAUUACCAUUCAAGUUUGUUUUUAUCUUAUGACAGCUUUACAUUGGAGUGCUUUAAAUUUUAGGAUGUUCUGUUUCAAAUAAAAUUUCACUUAUUGUUUUAGGCAGGUUUGUAUAGUCCUUUUGGGGAGGAGAGAGCUAAUUUGUUACUGUAUAGAAAUCUUUAGCAACUUUAACUUUAGGUGGUCUGUGCCCUAUUUUCUUAAAAUAAUGCAUUGAGUUCUUGCUGAAAAUGGCUGAAAUUAGACUUACUAAGGUAGAGCAAGGCCAAACCAAGAUUAGAAAUGUCCCAAUAGCUGUGACCCCUGAAGGUUUUUGGUGUUGUCCCUCUCCUGUUGUGUUCCAAAAGAGUCUUAAAUCACAAAAUCCUCUAAACAAACCCAAAUCCUCCUCACCACCACCCAAAACUACUGUUCAAAAGAAACAGAUCCCAUUAAAUGAGAAGAAGCCAAUGACCACUACAAUAAGGCCAGCAAUUACCUCUGAGGAUCAAAUAACUUUUACUCCAGAUAGUCCUGGUAUUAGUGAACCAAUUGUUCCUGAGAGGGUGCCAAGGCCUAAGGUAGAACAUGUGCCUAGGAAGGUAGCAAUUGAGUUUGGUGAACCUGGAACCAGUGAUAUGAAGGUGAUUCUACUUGGAAAGCAAGGGUUUUGUGUGAAAUUGAGUCUCCACAAGAAAGUUUUACUCGAGCAUAGCAGUUUUUUCACUGAUAAACUUUCUGAACAAGAGUCUCGUUUGUCCUGCCUCGAAAUUGAUGACUGCGAGGAUGUUGAAAUUUAUGUUGAAACUGUGGGACUGAUGUACUGCAAAGAAAUGAAGCAGCGAUUGAUCAAACAAAGUGUUUCACGAGUGCUCCGCAUUCUCAAGGUUGCUGAACUACUUGGCUUUAACUCAUGCAUACAAUCAUGCUUGGAGUACUUGGAAGCAGUUCCUUGGGUUGGCGAACAGGAAGAAGAAAAGGUGGUCUCCUCAGUUUUGCGACUCCAAGGUGAAGGUAUUGGGGUCACCCCAGUAUUAAAACGCAUCUCUUCUGAUGUCUCUAACCUCCCCAACGACACAAUUUCACACAUAAUGGACCUUGUUCUCAAAAGCAAUGAGGAGAGAGGCCGGCGGGAAAUGAAAUCCAUAGUAUUAAAGCUUCUUAGGGAGAAUAAUAGUCAUCCAAGUUACGCUUGUUCAGCUGACAUCUGCAAUGAAACUAUUUAUACAUCGUGCAGAAGCUGCUUGGAUUCACUUUUGUCUCUGUUCAAGCUAGCAGCUGAACCAGAAUUCGCUGAUAAACCCAUGGACACCAAAGAACUUGUGGUGAAACAAAUAGCUUUAGAGGCUGAUAAUCUCUCAUGGUUGCUUGACAUUUUGGCUGACAGGCAAGCAGCAGAUGAAUUUGCACUAAUGUGGGCUAGGCAGCAAGAUUUAGCAACAUUACAUUCCAAGCUGCCUAUUGUGUCUCGAUACCAUGUUAGCUGCAUUACGGCUAGGCUAUUUGUUGGAAUUGGAAAAGUAGAGUUGCUACCAGCUAAGGAUACUCGUCAGUUGUUGUUACAAACCUGGCUGCAGCCUUUGAUCAAUGACUAUAGCUGGUUGCAACAUCGCUGCAGGUCAUUUGAUAGGAAAGUUGUGGAAGAAGGCAUCGGUAGGACAAUCCUCACAUUACCUCUAGAGGAUCAGCGGAGUUUUCUGCUUGCUUGGUUGGGCAGUUUUCUGAAGGCUGGUGACAACUGCCCAAAUCUUCAGAGAGCCUUUGAGGUCUGGUGGCGCCGAACUUUCAUUAGACCUUAUGCAGAUGGCCAAGGCAAUGUUCUCCAGUCAGAUAGCUCAAUGACAUCAAAGCAGUAGAUUGAAGAAAUAACAAUAAAAGUGAGACCAUAUGUAAAUUAGUUGGAAUUACCUUUACAGUUUGCGGGGAACUUACUUCAGCUUAAAAUGGCGAUAAACUGAAACAUAAGUAAUUGUUGCCAUGUUGCAGUAUUUCUCCAUUGCCAUGGGUUGACAUGACAAGUCUCCUUGAGGUGGCGUGAUUUCAGUUAACUACAUGCUGAUGUUUUUGUGCUAGAAUUCAAUAUGGAAUGUAUGAAACCUACUUUGGAUUGACGAGUACUGGCUGAUUGUUUUGAUCUGGCAAUUCUCGGAAAGAAAUUUAAUUCUGAGGUUCUUUCCUGUGAACUUUCCAUCUGGCGUAAUACAUGGUUGUGCAUUUUUCUUGAGCAAAUGAAUGUUAUAAAUCCAAUUUUUCAUUAGAAUUUGGUCUGACAUUUUGGUUGAGUUGCAAAACUAUGAUUGAAUUCUGAAAUUUUUGUAUGAUCUGAGAACCAAAA
This is a messenger RNA of Durio zibethinus, 2464 nucleotides long. RefSeq names its product BTB/POZ domain-containing protein At3g50780-like. Lineage: Eukaryota; Viridiplantae; Streptophyta; Magnoliopsida; Malvales; Malvaceae. Gene Ontology annotation, molecular function: protein binding. The record is from RefSeq and is a predicted model, not a curated record.